GCAAAACACGGAUGGAAAAGGACUAGUCUUCCUAUUGUAUUCAUCCAUUCAACCAAGUCAAAAACGCGCGCUUCGCUCAGCUUGAAUAAUAAAUCAAUAAUCCGAACAUGCGGCGUGGAGUUGGUCUGGCGGGACUGCAAAAGCAAAAGCAGCAACGAGAACAAUUCGUCUCCAAGGGCAAUGAGCUCGAGCAGAUGCAGCUGGCACAGAUCACACAACAACUGGAAGUAUUCAAGUCCAACUUGGAGGAGUUUGCCACAAAGUACGCCAAGCAGAUUCGCAAAAACCCAACCUUCCGUCAGCAGUUCCAAGUGAUGUGCGGCACCAUUGGCGUCGACCCUCUGGCAUCCACCAAAGGCUUUUGGUCCGAGUUGCUUGGCGUUGGAGACUUUUACUACGAGCUAUCAGUGCAGGUUGUGGAAGUUUGCCUUGCUACCCGAGCAAGCAACGGCGGCUUUAUCACUAUGCAAGAGUUGAUGACUCGGCUGACCAAGAGGCGAGGCGCAAAGGCACAAGCCAUCAGCGAAGACGACAUUGAGCGAGCUAUCAAAAAGUUGAAAACACUGGGUCGCGGAUUUGACAUCCUGGUUGUCGGAAAGCAACGGCUAGUGCGCUCAGUCCCGACCGAGUUGAAUGCGGAUCAGACUGUUGUGCUUGCAGCCGCUCAGACCCUUGGCUAUGUAACAGAGAGCUCUCUUGUCAGCACUCAUGGCUGGAGCGCAGAACGCAUUUCCGCAGCAUUGAAUCAACUUCUUCGUGAAGGCAUCGUUUGGGUAGACGAUCAAGGCUCGGAGCGAUCGUACUGGCCGCUGUCAUUGCAGCAAACAAGCGGCUGAAGCGUGUUGUCAACGAAACCAUUAAAAACGAGCAACAUGUCCUUUUCCAAUUUCGCCACUAUUCACUGAAUGUUUCAUCCCAUUCAUGUCCUGUCAUUCUUGACUUCUUUUUUUUUUCGAAUCCUCAC
Molecule: messenger RNA, 964 nt
Organism: Capsaspora owczarzaki ATCC 30864
Lineage: Eukaryota; Filasterea; Ministeriida; Capsasporidae
Product: vacuolar-sorting protein SNF8
Exons: 8
Coding region: 108-836 (242 amino acids)
Biological process (GO): protein transport to vacuole involved in ubiquitin-dependent protein catabolic process via the multivesicular body sorting pathway
Cellular component (GO): ESCRT II complex
Source: RefSeq, a predicted model, not a curated record